Molecule: messenger RNA, 1414 nt
Organism: Microbotryum saponariae
Lineage: Eukaryota; Fungi; Basidiomycota; Microbotryomycetes; Microbotryales; Microbotryaceae
Source: the annotation of a GenBank genome assembly
AUGACUUCGGUCUAUAUCGCACGGGAUGAGUACGACGAUGACGAUGACGAACAGCAAUUCGAUUCAGCCGGAACCUCGUACACGAACGGCGCGACCGCGAACGAGGACGCUGGCGAUGACGCUGAGUACGACGAGCAAGACUACGAGCAGGGGUACGGCGAGGAGGAAUACUACGAGGAAGAAUACUACGAAGAGGAAGAUGCAGAUGUCAUCCCGGAACCUCCUGCACGACCCGUCAAACCUGUUUCGGAUGUGGACGACUCGGUCUAUUACGAUCAUACCUCGUUGAUGAGGUGUUGGACGUCCGCCCUGUCCGAUUACAAGGUGGAUUUAAUCUACCUAUACUGGACUCCUGCGUACGCUAACUUCGGCCCUCCUGAGCCUCCCACAGUUCCUUCAUCCUUCCUCUUUCCUUCCCUCGACCGAAGCCCCUCGAUCCAAGCGGGCCAAGCAUCUCGCUGCACCACUGUGAGGAUACUAUCCAUCCAUCUCACCAUGAACAACAUUGAUUAAACACUAUCUCCCGCUCAACAGAUGGUAUGGCCCCCUCCCUCUCGCCGGCACAAGCUCAACCACCGGUCGAUCCCCCUCCGUAUUCUCCACGAGCACGAGCACCACCACCAACACGAACGGCGGUCCACCCUCGUACCACAACAUGUCGGCAAACCAAAAAAGGAACGCCAAGAAACGUGCGAGGAGGGAUCGAUUGACCGCUCAACAGGCGACACAAGAAGAGGAGAUUUCCCCUUUCAUCGGAGGUGAGGCCCUCGAGGGUGGGGGUAAGAGGAGACGAGUCGGUCCUCGAGACGGGAGUCACGACGAGCCGAGUUGGACACCACAAUCGCCGGGCUUUCAGAGAGAUGCAUCUGUGGAAGCUAAGGAAGCGGAGGAAGACGAGGAGGUCGGGGAAGCGCAAGAAGCUAGGGACCUCGAGACGGACGAGGGACUGACGGGGCCAUCCACACAUCCACCGUCAACACUCACACGGGAUUCGACACGAACGAAAACUUUUCCUACUGCAGCCGGGCCGAGUCUACCUUCCUCUUCUUCCCUGUCCAACGCAGCGUCAUCCUUUCUCCCUAAUCUCACCGAGCCCUCACCCUUCACCUCAUCCCGCUUACCGAAGAACCAAACCCAUCCGUCAAAAAAACCCACGACUUUCCCUUCCCCGCCCCCGAUCGUCCCUCUCGACCCCGAAACCAUCACCUCAGUCCGGGCCGAAAGGCUUGAAGCCGCACGCCAAAGAAAAGUUCGACAACUUCAGAAAGGCCCAUGCGAGGAAGUGGCGGAAGUCGAGGGGGAGGAUGAGAGCGAGCAAGGCUUGUUGCAGAGUGCGCUGUGGGCUUGGUAUACGGCGGGGUAUCAGACAGCAUUGUAUCAUGCUGCUGUAGGAGUGGCCGGGGCAACGGAAUGA